Messenger RNA from Colletotrichum higginsianum IMI 349063, 762 nucleotides. RefSeq names its product Zinc knuckle. Bases 1 to 762 code for a protein of 253 amino acids. Gene Ontology annotation, cellular component: cytoplasm. Gene Ontology annotation, molecular function: translation regulator activity; zinc ion binding; single-stranded RNA binding. The transcript has 3 exons. The record is from RefSeq and is a predicted model, not a curated record. Lineage: Eukaryota; Fungi; Ascomycota; Sordariomycetes; Glomerellales; Glomerellaceae. Gene Ontology annotation, biological process: positive regulation of cytoplasmic translation.
AUGGCAAACAGCAGAUGCGCGACAGUGAAUGCUCUCGACAAAGAAACUAACAUGAACGAUCCCAGCCACAAUACCACCAAAAUGUCUUCCCUCUCUCGUCGCGCCUGCUACAAGUGUGGCAAUGUUGGCCACUACGCCGAGGUCUGCUCUUCUGCUGAGCGCCUCUGCUAUAACUGCAAGCAGCCCGGCCAUGAGUCCAACGGCUGCCCUCUGCCCCGCACGACCGAAGCCAAGCAGUGCUAUCACUGCCAGGGCCUUGGCCAUGUGCAGGCCGACUGCCCUACCCUGCGCUUGAGUGGCGCUGGCACCAGCGGCCGUUGCUACAACUGUGGUCAGCCCGGCCACCUCGCUCGUGCUUGCCCCAGCCCCGCCGGUGUUAAUAUGGGCCGUGGCGGUCCCGUUCCCCGCGGUGCAUUCGGAGGUUACGGCCGCGGUGGCUUCGCUGGUGGCCCACGCCCCGCUACCUGCUACAAGUGCGGCGGCCCCAACCACUUUGCCAGAGACUGCCAGGCUCAGGCCAUGAAGUGCUACGCUUGCGGCAAGCUCGGCCAUAUCUCGCGCGACUGCACUGCGCCCAACGGUGGCCCUCUCAACACUGCUGGCAAGACCUGCUACCAGUGCGGCGAGGCCGGUCACAUCUCUCGUGACUGCCCCCAGAAGGCCACUAACGGCGAAAUCCCUAAUGAAGUUGACCUGACGGCUGCUCCCGGCAUCCCUCAGCCCGCUGUUGCGCCCAUCGCGCCCAUUGCGCCCGUCGCCUAG